Homo sapiens (human) is the source of this 5741-nucleotide messenger RNA. It is a transcript of the gene MAP3K12, whose product is annotated as mitogen-activated protein kinase kinase kinase 12. Bases 1550 to 4228 code for a protein of 892 amino acids. Gene Ontology annotation, cellular component: cytoplasm; plasma membrane; axon. Gene Ontology annotation, molecular function: protein kinase activity; MAP kinase kinase kinase activity; ATP binding. The transcript has 14 exons. Gene Ontology annotation, biological process: JNK cascade; intracellular signal transduction; post-translational protein modification. The record is from RefSeq and is a predicted model, not a curated record. Lineage: Eukaryota; Metazoa; Chordata; Mammalia; Primates; Hominidae.
AUGCUGGGGCCGCGCCGCUACUCCCUCCGCACGGCCCCACGCUUUUCGCCCUGAAGGAAUCGGUACGAGACGGCUCACCUAGGCAGCCCGCAGCCCGUGGUAGUGCCGGAGCCUUGCUCCUCUUCACUCAUUCCCUCCUCCGUCCCCGCGGGCGCCACCGUGACUGCAGCCUCCACGCGCCCCAAUACACAGCCGACGAGCUAGGGCCGGGGCCAAGCCCGGAGUCGCGGCCGGUAGGGCCCGCCGCGGGGCACGCUGGGAUAUGGAGUCCCCCGCCCACCCUACUUCGUGAGCCUCCAUCUGGAGGGGAGCUAUCCGCCCCACAACCCUCUGCGUGCGUGGCUCGCCCGGGCAGGCUGCACCGCCUUCUGGGAGGAGCGGGCCCUCCGCCGUCGCUUCUCGAGAAGGCCGUAUUUUUUUGUUUGUAAUACCGUCCCGCCUCCUUCCUUCCGCGCCCCCUCUCUCCCGGUCCGUGAAGCUGUGGACAUGCGUACUAGCGGAGGGGAAGCCGCUGGGUAGGGAGGCGGUAAGGACUCACUUGGGCACGGAGCCUUUUGGAUCGCGAGAAAACUACAGAACCCAAGAGCCCGCGCGCCAUCUGUGUCGCAGCUGGAGAGGCAGGGUCAAGCACGCACGAGAAGCUUCAUGGCGUCAUUGGUUACUCCCAUUGCGAUUACUUCCCCUAGGUGCACUGAGAUUGGUUACUUCGACUAAAGGGGCGGAGACAAGGAAAAGUCAGCCCCCCCCGACCCCGCCUCCUUGAUGAAGGAAGGUUGUGAUUGGUCCGGAGAGGCUGCCGUCGGAUCCUGGCUCUUUGCGGUCUGGGAGGGUGGGCCUUACCUAGACGCCGGAGGGGACCGAUCUCUGUUUCCGCAGGGCUCUGGAGCUGGUGCAGGUUUAAGUCCGUCUCAGACAGUCCCCUCAACCCACAGCCUAAGCCCCUUGCCCUUGGGCCUCCGUGACACAGAACUUGCUUCCUUUUCCUAGGUCGUCCUUCACCUCCCUUCAGGUGUUGCUUCUUUUGUGAAACCUUUUUAGAACCGCUCUAGUGAACCUCUCUUUAACUGGCGAGGAAACCUCUGGGGCCUGAUAAUCAGGCUGUAAUGUGGGACGACAGGAUUAGAAGGACUAGGCACCUUGGUGGUCUUGUUCCCUCUUCCAUGAGUCUUGGGUCUCUCAGCUGAAGAGAGCAAAAGUGAAUUUUGGCCGCCUAAGAUUAAUCAACUGAUCUGGGUGUUGAGCAGACGCGCAUUGUUUAGUCCUAGAGCCCCAUUGCCUCCUCCCCCAAAGUUGCACAACCACUGGGCUGAGGGAAAUCUUGUGACCUUGGAGAGAGAAAGGGAGAGACCACAUUAAAAAAAAAAAAGGUUCUAAUGAGUGUUCUGAGAAGGGGUCAAGAAAGAUGUCUUACUCUGAGCCGGGGUUGGAGGUCCAGAGGAAUCUUGAAAUGAUAAUGAGGGGUCAUCCAGGAACACUGGAGGAGGAUGGGGCCUAGAGCCGAGUGAAUUCCAAGGCCCAGUGUUCACCAUCAUACCAGGGGCCAGAGGCGAUGGCUUGCCUCCAUGAGACCCGAACACCCUCUCCUUCCUUUGGGGGCUUUGUGUCUACCCUAAGUGAGGCAUCCAUGCGCAAGCUGGACCCAGACACUUCUGACUGCACUCCCGAGAAGGACCUGACGCCUACCCAGUGUGUACUUCGAGAUGUGGUACCCCUUGGUGGGCAGGGUGGGGGAGGGCCCAGCCCCUCCCCAGGUGGAGAGCCGCCCCCUGAGCCUUUUGCCAACAGUGUCCUGCAGCUACAUGAGCAGGAUGCAGGGGGCCCAGGGGGAGCAGCUGGGUCACCUGAGAGUCGGGCAUCCAGAGUUCGAGCUGACGAGGUGCGACUGCAGUGCCAGAGUGGCAGUGGCUUCCUUGAGGGCCUCUUUGGCUGCCUGCGCCCUGUCUGGACCAUGAUUGGCAAAGCCUACUCCACUGAGCACAAGCAGCAGCAGGAAGACCUUUGGGAGGUCCCCUUUGAGGAAAUCCUGGACCUGCAGUGGGUGGGCUCAGGGGCCCAGGGUGCUGUCUUCCUGGGGCGCUUCCACGGGGAGGAGGUGGCUGUGAAGAAGGUGCGAGACCUCAAAGAAACCGACAUCAAGCACUUGCGAAAGCUGAAGCACCCCAACAUCAUCACUUUCAAGGGUGUGUGCACCCAGGCUCCCUGCUACUGCAUCCUCAUGGAGUUCUGCGCCCAGGGCCAGCUGUAUGAGGUACUGCGGGCUGGCCGCCCUGUCACCCCCUCCUUACUGGUUGACUGGUCCAUGGGCAUCGCUGGUGGCAUGAACUACCUGCACCUGCACAAGAUUAUCCACAGGGAUCUCAAGUCACCCAACAUGCUAAUCACCUACGACGAUGUGGUGAAGAUCUCAGAUUUUGGCACUUCCAAGGAGCUGAGUGACAAGAGCACCAAGAUGUCCUUUGCAGGGACAGUAGCCUGGAUGGCCCCUGAGGUGAUCCGCAAUGAACCUGUGUCUGAGAAGGUCGACAUCUGGUCCUUUGGCGUGGUGCUAUGGGAACUGCUGACUGGUGAGAUCCCCUACAAAGACGUAGAUUCCUCAGCCAUUAUCUGGGGUGUGGGAAGCAACAGUCUCCAUCUGCCCGUGCCCUCCAGUUGCCCAGAUGGUUUCAAGAUCCUGCUUCGCCAGUGCUGGAAUAGCAAACCACGAAAUCGCCCAUCAUUCCGACAGAUCCUGCUGCAUCUGGACAUUGCCUCAGCUGAUGUACUCUCCACACCCCAGGAGACUUACUUUAAGUCCCAGGCAGAGUGGCGGGAAGAAGUAAAACUGCACUUUGAAAAGAUUAAGUCAGAAGGGACCUGUCUGCACCGCCUAGAAGAGGAACUGGUGAUGAGGAGGAGGGAGGAGCUCAGACACGCCCUGGACAUCAGGGAGCACUAUGAAAGGAAGCUGGAGAGAGCCAACAACCUGUAUAUGGAACUUAAUGCCCUCAUGUUGCAGCUGGAACUCAAGGAGAGGGAGCUGCUCAGGCGAGAGCAAGCUUUAGAGCGGAGGUGCCCAGGCCUGCUGAAGCCACACCCUUCCCGGGGCCUCCUGCAUGGAAACACAAUGGAGAAGCUUAUCAAGAAGAGGAAUGUGCCACAGAAGCUGUCACCCCAUAGCAAAAGGCCAGAUAUCCUCAAGACGGAGUCUUUGCUCCCUAAACUAGAUGCAGCCCUGAGUGGGGUGGGGCUUCCUGGGUGUCCUAAGGGCCCCCCCUCACCAGGACGGAGUCGCCGUGGCAAGACCCGUCACCGCAAGGCCAGCGCCAAGGGGAGCUGUGGGGACCUGCCUGGGCUUCGUACAGCUGUGCCACCCCAUGAACCUGGAGGACCAGGAAGCCCAGGGGGCCUAGGAGGGGGACCCUCAGCCUGGGAGGCCUGCCCUCCCGCCCUCCGUGGGCUUCAUCAUGACCUCCUGCUCCGCAAAAUGUCUUCAUCGUCCCCAGACCUGCUGUCAGCAGCACUAGGGUCCCGGGGCCGGGGGGCCACAGGCGGAGCUGGGGAUCCUGGCUCACCACCUCCGGCCCGGGGUGACACCCCACCAAGUGAGGGCUCAGCCCCUGGCUCCACCAGCCCAGAUUCACCUGGGGGAGCCAAAGGGGAACCACCUCCUCCAGUAGGGCCUGGUGAAGGUGUGGGGCUUCUGGGAACUGGAAGGGAAGGGACCUCAGGCCGGGGAGGAAGCCGGGCUGGGUCCCAGCACUUGACCCCAGCUGCACUGCUGUACAGGGCUGCCGUCACCCGAAGUCAGAAACGUGGCAUCUCAUCGGAAGAGGAGGAAGGAGAGGUAGACAGUGAAGUAGAGCUGACAUCAAGCCAGAGGUGGCCUCAGAGCCUGAACAUGCGCCAGUCACUAUCUACCUUCAGCUCAGAGAAUCCAUCAGAUGGGGAGGAAGGCACAGCUAGUGAACCUUCCCCCAGUGGCACACCUGAAGUUGGCAGCACCAACACUGAUGAGCGGCCAGAUGAGCGGUCUGAUGACAUGUGCUCCCAGGGCUCAGAAAUCCCACUGGACCCACCUCCUUCAGAGGUCAUCCCUGGCCCUGAACCCAGCUCCCUGCCCAUUCCACACCAGGAACUUCUCAGAGAGCGGGGCCCUCCCAAUUCUGAGGACUCAGACUGUGACAGCACUGAAUUGGACAACUCCAACAGCGUUGAUGCCUUGCGGCCCCCAGCUUCCCUCCCUCCAUGAAAGCCACUCGUAUUCCUUGUACAUAGAGAAAUAUUUAUAUAAAUUAUAUAUAUAUACAUAUAUAUAUAUAUAUGCGCCACAUAAUCAACAGAAAGAUGGGGCUGUCCCAGCCGUAAGUCAGGCUCGAGGGAGACUGAUCCCCUGACCAAUUCACCUGAUAAACUCUAGGGACACUGGCAGCUGUGGAAAUGAAUGAGGCACAGCCGUAGAGCUGUGGCUAAGGGCAAGCCCCUUCCUGCCCCACCCCAUUCCUUAUAUUCAGCAAGCAACAAGGCAAUAGAAAAGCCAGGGUUGUCUUUAUAUUCUUUAUCCCCAAAUAAUAGGGGGUGGGGGGAGGGGCGGUGGGAGGGGCAGGAGAGAAAACCACUUAGACUGCACUUUUCUGUUCCGUUUACUCUGUUUACACAUUUUGCACUUGGGAGGAGGGAGGCUAAGGCUGGGUCCUCCCCUCUGAGGUUUCUCAGGUGGCAAUGUAACUCAUUUUUUUGUCCCACCAUUUAUCUUCUCUGCCCAAGCCCUGUCUUAAGGCCCAGGGGGAGGUUAGGAGACUGAUAGCAUGUGAUGGCUCAGGCUGAAGAACCGGGGUGCUGUUUAAGUCCCUGCUUUUAUCCUGGUGCCUGAUUGGGGUGGGGACUGUCCUACUGUAACCCCUGUGAAAAACCUUGAAAUAUAACACUCCAUGCAGGCCCAGCUGUUGAGGGUUUUCUUGAUGAAUGAAUGGGGUACCAUACAUGGUUAAGAUAAAGCCUUGGGCUCCGGACUUUAUCUGAGGUGUCUGGAGAAGUUCUCCUGCCCCUCCACUUUUUUGCAUCUACUCUCACUAAAUGAGUAUAAUGUCAAGCCCCAACUUUCUAAAAUUAUAGGAAUAAAUGGUAGCAGAUACAUCCUUCUAACUUGUUAUGGAGGACUAUAAAUGAAGUUACUAAAAACAAUAGACUGAAAUUUUUAGUUUAAAAUAUGCAAGCCUGAACAAGGGGACCAACAUUCCCAAGAAACUGGAACCCAGUCAGACAUAUGAUCAACUGCUUAAUGUGUAUGCCAUGUAUGUCAUGUGUCAUUCCUUUCCCCCACCCCCUCCCUAGUGGAAGUGCUUGCCUACUCCCCUAGGACAGGUAAGUCCUCGGAAAGUCUAAUCCUCAAUCUUUUGGGCACAAGUUUUAUAAGGGCCAACCAAGCAUGGAGUCAGGGAAAAAUAGGAUCGAGGGCCACAAAAAAAGAUGGAAGUGGUAAAAUAGAAGAAAACAUCUUAACCGGAAUAAAGGCUUCCAUUCAAAACCCAAGAAGGGUCCUUUGAGGGAUAAAAGGUACAAAAAUAACAGCAAGACAAGAGGAAUAAAACCCACAUGAAUCACUGUGGCAUCCAGUUUCUAUUCACAAAGAAAAAGCUCCAGUCCAUCUUUUAAUUUUUUUGAAAAAUUCCUGACAUUACAGAACUAAACUGAAAUGUAUUAAUAUUCCACUCUUACAUUUCCAUGACAAACAGAAAAAUUCAUGAGCCAAAAAAAAAAAACCA